Messenger RNA from Penicillium hordei, 1761 nucleotides. Its product is annotated as prefoldin-like protein. Gene Ontology annotation, molecular function: chromatin binding; transcription corepressor activity; phosphatase inhibitor activity. Lineage: Eukaryota; Fungi; Ascomycota; Eurotiomycetes; Eurotiales; Aspergillaceae. The record is from RefSeq and is a predicted model, not a curated record. The transcript has a single exon. Gene Ontology annotation, biological process: negative regulation of transcription by RNA polymerase II; negative regulation of phosphatase activity. Bases 1 to 1761 code for a protein of 586 amino acids.
AUGGGAGUACCGAACCCCAACCUCGACGCUCUCGAGGAGCAGCGCCUCGCGCUCGAAGAAAACAUCCUCCAACUUCAAAAAUCACUCUACCACUGGCGAACCUGGGAAGCAGAAUACGAUGGACUCCGCGAGGAGAUCAGCAACCUAGAAGAUGACGCCAGCACAGACGACUUCUUUGCUGUGGCCCUGGAAUUCGGUGGCACGCUGGUGGACCAAAAGGAAAUGCAGACAAUACUUGGUUCGCAAGGUGUGACUCGGUCUCGCGGGCAAGUAGUUGAUCUUCUUGGAAGACGCAUCGACUACGUGCAGCAGAACGUUGCGACUAUGGAAAAGAGGCUUUCGAAGGCCCAAAAUGAGCUGCACGCUUUGGUCUUGAAUGAUCAGCCACCGCUGCAGGACGGUGCGGAGUUCCCGAUGCAGGAGAUUAUGGAGGAGCUUGAUGAGGAUGGAAACGUUGUCUCGAGCAAGAUCAAUACACCUGGCAAUGAUGCUUCGGAAUUGCUGGAUGUGCUGAAGAAGGCUGGUGUCAAGGAUAUCCCGGAGACGAGUGAGCCGAUAGCUGCAACUCCCGCCAAUGCUACUACACGCGAAGGCAAGGUGGAUGAGCCAGCCAGCUCAACGGCUACAGAUCAGCAGAAUGGUUCCUCGAGCGACAUUACAACCACGGAGCCAACUGGCGCAUCCCUGAAAUUCUCUCAGCCCCAGUCCGUGGUGACCGCCGAAGAUCGCAUGCAGCCACCUGUCACGGACGUGAAUGAAUCUGCGGAAGAAGCAAGACUCCGCCGUGAAAUGCUCGACUAUGGAAUCAACGAGGUGGGGGCUAUUGUGGCAGAGUUGGAAAUGGACGAGUCCGGAAGUGACAUUUCCUUCGACGAGGACUACGAUUACGACUACGACGAGGAAGAUAACGAAGAUGAACAUGGUCGCUCUCACACCCGCCUUCCGGCGGAAUACCACCAGCAGAUGAUGGAAUUGGAGGCCAAGCUCAAUGCCCGAGGCUUGAUGAACAUGGGCAAGGAUACCGAGACGUUCCCCAAGGAAGUGCAGCAAGAGAUCGCAACACCUUCUGAGGUUGAAACUUCCACCCAAGAGAAGAAGAAGCCUAAGAAACGAGUUGCGUUCGCCGAUGACCUUGAUAUCGCACCAGCUCCCGCACCCUCCAUCGCCGCCGAGAAGGCUCCUGCUUCUCAGGCCGAGCCUCAGGUGCUUGCUGAUUCCAUUGUUGAACGGACCAGCCAUGCCCUGGAGCCCUCUCCAGCCACCCCCGCUGUUCCCAAGAAGACGUCGCGAUUCAAAAGUGCUCGGGCCGCUGCUUUAGGUAGUACUGCUAGUGAAUCUAUUACUGCCGGGGCUACAAUUGCAAACCCCUCUGAAGUCACCGAAUCCCGCCUUCGCAAACAGGCCAAUACCGCUCCAUCCGUGGUACCUCCGGUCCUCUUCCCUGCGACACCAAAAGAGCCCAAACCCUUCUCCACACCGAUCUCCGAUGUCGUUGAGAAACCUUCUCCGCCUCAAUUCCCACAUGACCGAACUCUGGCCGAAAAGGUCUUUGAGCGACAGGUCAAAACAGGGGCUGCAGUGGCUCCUGAAUUAGACCACUAUGACGAAGAGCUUCACCAGAAGCAGAUUGCGUCGGAGUUCUUCAAUAUGCAAAAACGCUUCAACGGCACAUCGAAAGAUGACGAGGAACAGGAUACUUUCCCUCCUGAAGAAGAUCAACCCAAACGUGUCAGUAAGUUCAAAGCUUCACGAAUGGGAUAG